This is a messenger RNA of Cladocopium goreaui, 1701 nucleotides long. NCBI's taxonomy places the organism in Eukaryota, Dinophyceae, Suessiales, Symbiodiniaceae. The record is from the annotation of a GenBank genome assembly.
AUGUCUGACAUGAGACAUGAUGCACCAAUGUACCUUUCUGAUUUGGUUCUCUCCAAACGGCCGUUACCGAGACGGCAAGAAGCAGAAACCGAGACCUUCACUUGCGGUGGCGAGCGUCAGAGUGCGUUGGUGACGCACGAAGAAGUGCAAAAUUGGGCCAAUGGGACCCAGGAGGCGAUCAUUUGUUCCAUUUCCCACGCCUGGGAAACCCGGGAACAUCCAGAUCCAUGUCGGCACCAAUUGCAGCAGAUCGUCAAUCAUACUGGACUGUACGGUGCUGCAUUCGAAGCAGACAUUUGGAUCUUCUAUGAUUACAGCUCACUCUUCCAAUAUGAAAGAACCAACUCACAUGAAGAGAAGAGCUUUCGAAAGGCGAUGAACAACAUGCACCUCAUGUAUGCUCACGAAUGCACUUUGACAUUCAGGAUCGAAACCCUUACUCCAGAGCAUGUUUGGAACACCAUGCUGGCUGAUGAAGAAGUUGUUGUCCGAGUGUAUGAUGCAGGCAGCAAGACUCUGAAAGAGAAGCCCUUGAAGCUCUUGGAAGCCAACAGAACUCCAUACUUACAGCGAGGGUGGUGUAUGGCAGAAAUCGAAUGGUCAUCUCUGAGAGGAGUGAAUGCACAACAUCAACACAUCGACAGGCCGAAGGAUCCGAAGUCUGAGACGCAGAAAUCCGAUCAUCUCAAUGGGAGAGUUCCUAUGAUCCCUGAGAAGUUCAGGCAGCAAAUGGAGCAAGCAAAGUUCACCCAUCGCUCGGAUGCUGAAGCAGUGAUCUAUUUGCAACAGAAGAUUUUCAGGGAGAAGGUGAUCGAAUGUCAACACUUGGUGUUAGAAGGCCUUCCGGCCCAAGAGAUCUUGGCACUAGCGCAUGCGCUCCCACACUACGAAAAUCUGAAGAGCUUGACGGUGAGGAGGUUUCAAUGUGGCGAGGAAGAGGCAACGUCCCUAGGGAAGGCUUUGGCAUCAAGUCAAGCGGAGACGCUUGAAAUCCGUGGCAUCGGUGAAAGUGGCCGCUUCAUGGUGAAGGCUCUCGCGGAAACCUUGAAGACCAAUAGCUCCGUGCGGGACAUGAAUUUGGCACAUAACAAGAUUGGUCCCGAGGGAGCUCAGGCUCUCGCGGGAGCCUUGAAGAUCAAUAGCUCCGUGCGGGACAUGAAUUUGGCACGGAAUGACAUCGAUGACACAGGAGCUCAGGCUCUUGCGGAAGCCUUGAAGACCAAUAGCUCUGUGCGGGACAUGAAUUUGUUAUUUAAUGACAUCGGUCCCGAGGGAGCUCAGGCUCUCGCAGAAGCCUUGAAUACCAAUAGCUCCGUGCGGGACAUGAAUUUGGAACAUAACAAGAUUGGUUCCGAGGGAACUCAGGCUCUCGCGGAAGCCUUGAAGACCAAUAGCUCCGUGCGGGACAUCAAUUUGCGAUUUAAUGACAUCGGUCCCGAGGGAGCUCAGGCUCUCGCAGAAGCCUUGAAUACCAAUAGCUCCGUGCGGGACAUGAAUUUGGCAUUUAACCGGAUUUGUCCCGAGGGAGCUCAGGCUCUCGAGGAAGCCUUGAAGAUCAAUAGCUCCGUGCGGGACAUGAAUUUGGAACAUAACAUGAUUGGUUCUGAGGGAGCUCAGGCUCUCGCGGAAGCCUUGAAGAUCAAUAGCUCCGUGCGGGACAUGAAUUUGGAACAUAACAUGAUUGGUUCUGAGGGAGCUCAG